This is a messenger RNA of Medioppia subpectinata, 1290 nucleotides long. NCBI's taxonomy places the organism in Eukaryota, Metazoa, Arthropoda, Arachnida, Sarcoptiformes, Oppiidae. The record is from the annotation of a GenBank genome assembly.
AUGAAAAGGGCUGAUAUCAUCACCGGUUGGACCACUUCCUCGUGGGUCAAGUCGUGGCCCAAAUGGUUACCACUGUUGUCACCCCAACUGAAUACCAGUCCUUCAUUGGCUGUUAUAACGUACGAAGAUUUUAAUGACAUGUUUGCCAAUAAAUGCCAAUUGCACCGGGGUAGAAAUAUGGCAAUUAACCACAUCAUCGCACCCGAUCUGACCCAUUUCGUUGCGACCCCAGCCAUACACCCGGCCAUCGCUGGUCAGCGCCAGUGUAUGACUGCAUCCGCACUACGGCUUGUUUUGAGAGCCUGUGUCCGCAGGUCUGGCCAAUUGGCCCCAAUAGUUAGUGCCCCAGCCGUACACCCGGUGCCCGCCUGUGAUGGCUAUUACAAAGUUCAAGCCAUUGGCAAAUUGUUAACCAAUGAAGGACUGGUAUUCAGUUGGGGUGACAACAGUGGUAACCAUUUGGGCCACGACUUGACCCACGAGGAAGUGGUCCAACCGACUAAUCAUUCGAUCAUUAUUAUGAAACCUGAUUUCUGGUGUCGAAACUUUAUACUUACGGCUCAUAUGAUGGAAGUAACCGAUGGAUUGGUAACUAUUCCGAGUCCAUGGGAUCGGAUUAACAUACUUUCGAAGCUUACAUUCAGUUGGUUGUGGAGUCUAUUUAUUCGGGCGCACAAAAAGGACCUCGAGUUCAGUGAUCUCUACCGCUGCCCAAAAUCAGAUGAGACACAUCGGGUCCGACAGAAGCUGCAAAUUGGCGAACUCAUUUAUUCGAAGGAAUUGGGACUGAACUUGUUUAGGCCGUAUUGUAUUGUUUAUUUAGUGAGACAUUUUAACCGUGACCCCAACACUAGCCAGUGGUGGGCCACGUGGGCGGCCGCGGGUAUUGUGUUGGCGUCCAUUGUCCACAUGUUUAUCGAUGACUUGCUGAUACCCAUGUGCCACAGAGUUGGGGUCAGAAUCCGUGCCGCCUGUUGUGCCCUAAUCUAUCGCAAGUCAAUGCGUUUAAGUCAUACAUCACUCGGACAGACAGGUGUUGGCCAGAUAUUGAACAUUAUGUCCAACGAUGUCCAUAGAUUUCAAGAGGAAAUAGUUUGCAUUGGUUUCGCGAUCAUUAUUUAUGGCGCCACUGCAGGCGGCAAUAGUUUUAUACUUAUUGUGGUCACACUUGCGGUGGGCGUGUUUGGCGGGAAUGGGAAUACUUGUGCUGUUUAUACCAUUUCAAGUACUAAUGGGUCGUAUGUUUCGGAGUAUACGUCAAAAGACGGCCGAAUUAACCGACAGUCGAAU